Cryptomeria japonica (Japanese cedar) is the source of this 1195-nucleotide messenger RNA. RefSeq names its product AP2-like ethylene-responsive transcription factor AIL7. Bases 177 to 1055 code for a protein of 292 amino acids. The record is from RefSeq and is a predicted model, not a curated record. Lineage: Eukaryota; Viridiplantae; Streptophyta; Pinopsida; Cupressales; Cupressaceae. Gene Ontology annotation, molecular function: DNA binding; DNA-binding transcription factor activity. The transcript is spliced from 5 exons. Gene Ontology annotation, biological process: regulation of DNA-templated transcription.
AUUUGAGUUCGUAGCAUUUUUUAAGUUCCAGAUUAAUAAUUGAACUGUUCAUUGUAGGUGACUAUGAGCAGGAAGAGAGCGCUGCCAGAGCUUAUGAUCUGGCAGCUCUGAAAUAUUGGGGUCCAGACGCUCUAACAAACUUUCCGAUUAAAAACUAUGAGAGAGAGUUGAAAGAAAUGAAGAACAUGUCAAAGCGAGGAUAUAUUGAAGUUAUAGGGAGUUCAAGCACUGGCUUUUCCAGGAGGAGAUCAGCCUACCGAGGAGUUUCACGACAUAAUCAUGAUGGAAAGUGGCAGGCUAGGUUUGGGAGGUUUGAUGGGAAGAAAGAUUUGUAUCUGGGAACAUUCACCAAUGAGGAAGACGCUGCGAAGGCAUAUGACAUUGCCGCAAUCAAAUUGAGAGGAGAAAAUGCGUUUACCAACUUUGACAAAAGCAGCUAUGAUGUCAAAGCCAUCAUGAGCGGCACACUUACUGUAGGGAGGAAACCAAAGCGAGCAAGACUUGCACUAGAAGAUAAGGAAAGCAAUGGGGACAUAGAUGAUUUUCCAUACAAUCCGUUAAGCUUCGAACCUGCAACCAAUAAUGUAGAGAGCACUGCGAACAAAUCUUCCUGCACAAGCUGUAUGGCACCCACAACCAUCAAUGGACAGGCAAUCUCAAAAACUAUUGCAGGUGCCCAUGAACUGGUGAUGGGAGGUUACUCUCUUCCAUCACACAUUUCUCUAUCUCCAUUCAGUUAUACUCAAGAACGAUUAGUUGUUCCAAACGCACCAUCUUUUGAAAACAUGCUGUCUUUGGGUACCUCCACAUUCUGCUUCCCUGGGCAGUCCUCAGAUCUUGUGAGAGCUGGUCAUCAGAGCAUAAUGCCUGAUACCAACUGGAAAACACUCUCUCUUCAGCAUUCAGAAAGUGGGCCUAGUAGAGGAGGAGCAGUUCAACCUACCAUUAUGUUCAAUAUCUGGAGUGAUAUAAGGAAAGCAAUCUCUCUUCAGGACUCCGAAAGUGGGCCUAAUGCAGGAGAAGCAUGUCAACCUUCUAUUAUGUUCAAUAUGUGAAGUGAUAUAGGAUGUAAAAAUCUUAGUUAUUUUAAAAUAGGAUUCUAUCUGUUUAAACUUGUCUUGUGACACCGACGGAACUUAUUUUAUCAUCUGUUUCAUAUUUUAUCAUUCCAGCUGUCAAAAUCUUAUUAUCUUCA